This is a messenger RNA of Branchiostoma floridae (Florida lancelet), 743 nucleotides long. RefSeq names its product protein FAM151B-like. Bases 4 to 330 code for a protein of 108 amino acids. The transcript is spliced from 2 exons. Lineage: Eukaryota; Metazoa; Chordata; Leptocardii; Amphioxiformes; Branchiostomatidae. The record is from RefSeq and is a predicted model, not a curated record.
GGGAUGAAACCUGACAACGUGACGGGCGGGUACUCUCGUUCCCAGGCUGAGGAGGUUGCCCGGAUGUGCGCAGACCUGACGCAGAUCGUGGUGCUCAGUGUGGACGCCAGACAUGUCCGUGGAUCGUGGGACAACUUGAGCUGGUUACUGAGCCAGUCUCCGCUUUACCACCUGUACAUUUCGGUGGGAUGGCCUGAACCGGAACCGGAAACGCACAGCGUUGACGUCACAGAAGACCUAGUGUUCGUCAGGAACAACUUCGAUCGCAGCCGGGUGUACUAUGACGUCACGCCUGACGUCAUGCAGAGAUUCAAGAUGGCGCUAAAUUAGACUAAAUGCGACGAGGAUGUCUUAAAAAUUGAUACGUUUUUAUGGAUGUUUGUGGAUAAUGUUUGUAGUUUUCGAUAAAGAAUUUUGUUACACUACCAUAUAUCAACCAGAUGAAACGACGGUUAUCACAGUUAUCUUUAAAAGAUUGUAAAAUGGUCAUCCACACUGCUUGCGAAAAUCCUUAUUUACAGUAAACUUUCGUUAUGAAUUGUUCAAAUCAAUAGCUAUUCCACGUUGUUAAGUCAUUUUUCAUUGGAGAGGUCAGGACGUUUUGAUCUUUACGUGUGUCUCUCAUGUCAGUUUAUUCAAUAUAUGUAAUUUUCUUUGUCUGAACCUUCGUUUAUGCAUGAAAGCAAAAAUCGGCCUGCAGGCCGCAUUUCAUUGAGGUCCUGACAAGGGUCAUACAACUCUAU